Trypanosoma theileri is the source of this 1830-nucleotide messenger RNA. RefSeq lists its product as uncharacterized. NCBI's taxonomy places the organism in Eukaryota, Euglenozoa, Kinetoplastea, Trypanosomatida, Trypanosomatidae. The record is from RefSeq and is a predicted model, not a curated record. Bases 1 to 1830 code for a protein of 609 amino acids. The transcript has a single exon.
AUGGUCACCACAUCAGAGUGUCAUGCGUCGGCUGUCAUUGGAGUUCCGCCUUAUGUUGUUUCCUCACUCUUUAAAGACAUCACCGGCAUUAAAGAAUACGGCCGCGAUGGUCUCAUCUCCUGUUGUUUACUCGAAACCUCCAUUCCACCAACAGAGGUGGGUGCGGUGCGUCGAGUAACACUCGCCUUGCCGGACUACGAUGGUGCCAUUCUGCGGGAAUCCCUCUCUGAGGUGCGGGAUGCGGUGGGACGGACUUAUGUGUGUAUGGAAUACGUGCCGUGCACUUAUGAAGAUGCGUAUCGUUCCCCUUUCGGAGUGGACGGCACGGCCCAAUUAAUGCGUGCCAGUAUGCAGAUUGCGGUAUCGGAGGUGACCUCCCACUCCAAGCGGUGUUUUCUCGAGAUCACAACUGCCUAUACCGUCAAUGUAGACGAGGGCAAUUUCGUGAUAAGAAGAGACGGUGGAAUGAGCCGCGAUCCGGUCUACGGGGCGAUUGCCGCCUUCUGGGAUGUCUACACCCACCGCCUGGUCUCUGCGGUGGAGCAGUACGUCCUCUCCCUCGCCGCGGUCGUCCACACCCACACCCGCAUGGAAGUGGAGGAGGCGAAGGAAUACACGGAGGUGGAGGACACUUACUGUGCGUGGGCCGCGAUGAACGGCGGCGGCACCAGCGGCACUCUGCCGCGCGCGGAUGUUCUGCAAACGAUGGCGAAGGCCCUCAACGCGUGGCUGCGACUCUGGCGGGAUCUCCGCCAUCAACGCCGCGUGAACGCACAACUGCAGGAGGACGCGGACGGCUCAAAAGCCAUCGUCUCCGCCGCCGCCGCGAAUGCCGCUGAGAACGCCGCCGUUAUCGCCGCGGCGACCAUCACAUCUGCGGAUGGAACCGAUCAGGGUUCAUUUAGAACGGCCAGUGAUAUCUCGUCUUUUCAGAGUUUGACGCCAAAGCCGUAUCGCCGGACCACAGCAGCGGCCACGUUAUCUGGACAGAGUGCACACUCCAAUGGAGAAGGGUCUGCUGUGCAGGAAAUGACAAAUGGGAAUAUCGCCUCCAGUAAAGAAACGGGAAUGCAGAAGGUGGAACACGUCCCAUUCUUUUCGUCCGGCGGUGGACGAUGUUUGACGGCCUCAACAGAAGAUAACAGCGGAAAAGAACAUCAAAAGGGGCAAACAAAAGAGGACCAGAAGACGGACGCCCCACCAUUCCGACUGGCAGCACCGGAAUUUCACAGUGAUCUUCUUCAAAACUUUUUAACGGAAUUUGGUACGAUCAAUGAGAAGAAUGCACGGGAACUCUUCAGUGUACUGGAUACAAACCAACAAGGAUUUAUUAAUGAAAAAGGCAUUGGUUUCGUACUUAGUCAAAUUGAUCCAUUGGGAUUGUAUGAAGACAGAGAUGGAACACUUCUCCAAAUGGCAGAGUGUCGUCGUGCAGUGGGUGCGGGAGUCUUUAAAGACAAUAAGUCUCUACGGAGAAAUUACAACAAUGAUGUUCUUGGUCCAACCACCAACAUCACAACAACAGCAACAACCAGUAUUUCUACUACUACUACCAACACUAAUAUGAAAGAAGAGGACAAGUUGUUGGGUCAAGAGGGUUCUGAGGGAAAAGAUAAUAAUAAUAAUAAUAAUAAUAAUAACGCCGAUGCACAACUGACUCCACUACAGGCUCUUAUUCGUCGCCAUGAUGCACAGAAAAAGGCAAUGUAUGAUGAACUUAUGAAGAAGCGUACAGAGAAGAUGCUUGACAGUUUUGCCUACAAAACGCGUGGUAAACUUUACUACGAUGAAUUUUGUCUCAUGAUGUUGCACUUACUUAAGGAAUAUUAG